GCGAGCCAGUCGUUGUCAAGUUACAACAACGACGUCGUAUUUGAUUAAGUUAGCCGGACCAUUAAAAUGCCAACGUGUGAUAGUGAGAAGUUAUAUUUGUUGACUGUCAGAUUAUUUACUAUUUGCAGCUAAUAUUUCUCACGAGCUAAAUUUUGUUAGCUUUUUUUCACUAAAGUAAUUCAUAACAGUAAUGGAUCGGGCUCCCCGCGUUUUCAGUUCUAUUUCAACCACUGUUCAUUCAGAAUUAACUAAUACACCAGGCAAUAUUGAGCGAAAUCCUAAUAGGCUAAUGGAACAAUCCGAUCAAGUGCAAGAUAAUAAUCAAAGGCGUAAUCCGACCUAUCACAGCAAAGCGGAGAAAAAAAGCUAUCGUGGAAAAUCGGACACCGUUGUCUAUAAUCGUCCGGUCGAAAGUAGUUCUACGAUAAAUAAUGAAAAUAAAAAACGUAACUGGGAAUUUUACUACACUCAAGAUGAAGAUGGCGAUACGCAACUGCAUCGGGUCAUAGUCAAUCGAAACCCUGCGUCGGCCUUCUUUUUAAUACGAAUCGCUCCGCACCCUUGUUUACUCGAUAUACAAAACGAUGACAGUGAUACGGCCUUACAUAUGGCCGUAAUAGUAGGUGAUCCCAGGAUCGUACGCCGCUUAGUGAUUGCCGGCGCUAAUCUUAACAUUCAAAAUAAAUAUGGGAAUACGCCUUUACACGUUGCUUGUGAAAACGAUGACGAAUAUUGCGUAAAAGCUCUGACCUAUCCAUUUGCAGCGUCUGAAAUAGCCUGGAUAAACGAGGAGAAAAGGACGCCAACGAUACAACAAAAUUUGGAACAGCUUAACUUUGAUGGUUUAACUUGUUUGCAUCUUACGAUUAAGCGAGGCAACUUGAAACUUACGCAUUAUUUAUUAGAACGCGGCGCGAAUAUUGAUACCCAAGAGCUACGCAAUGGACGCACUGCACUUCAUUUAGCUAUCGAAAUGAAAAAGUUUGAUAUAGCCCGGCUACUGGUGCGCGAGUUCAAGCCUGAUCUUACUAAAAGAACCUAUUGUCAAUUUAGCCCUUAUCAAAUGGCUUAUAUCGUUGAUAAGAAAUUCGCGGAGGAACUUCACAUAGAGCAUGGCGUCCCACGUGAACUGCCACCUGAAUCAAACGAUGUAUCUUCGUCUGAAGAUGAAUCUGCGAAUGAAGAUUCCGGGGAAGAAGAUGAAGCCGAGAACGAGGAAGAUGGAAUAUUCCUGAGAUCUCUAAUGAGCGUUAAAUUCUUAAACGAACAAACUUUGGUUAACAACGAGAAAAGCACAAUGAAAGAAUAAUUUGAGGAGGUAAUUUUACAGCAGUAAUGGUUUUAAAUUUUUAAAAUCAAAAAUUUUAUUGGAAAGACUGCUUUCAUGAAUGCUUUCCCGAGAGCAACAGGAAAUAAAAAAAUGCUAACUGCAUUCAUGAUAAAAAUAAUUGUGCGGGAAUCUUUCAUACCUAAAGUAUUUAUGGUAAAUUUUCCAAGCUAUUAAUUUCAAUGUAAAUAUGUUCCAAUUUUAGUGUGAUGUUCACGUACGUCACUAUAAUGAAAGUAAAUUUUUAUGAACAGAUCGGCAUAAAUAAAGAUCUAGUCAUUUAGUGGUCAUGCGCUUCUGAGAAUCGUACGUCAGAAUAAAUUGUACAAUAAUUAUACUACAUCAAAAAAUUUGUAUAUAUUAAAUUAAAAAUAAUUUUUCAGUCAAAUUAUAACGAAGUGUCGUCACUUGCUACUCAAAGAUGAUACGGUUUUUUUCGAUUCUUAAACAAUCUCCUUGGGAACAAAUUCAUAAUUGAUCGUAAUUUUGUUUCAUGCAUUAAUUUUGUAUUUUUAUAAUACUAUGGUAUAGACAGGUACAAGAUUGAAUUAUUGUUCCAUGAAACACGGUUUUUCGAUAAAAAAAAAACUUGUAAAAAAUGUAAAGAGUAAGGAGUAUUGUCGCAAAUGUGUUAACGAAUCUAAAAAUACAAUCAAAUAAAUUAUAAAUGAUAUGUACAACUACAGUAUUAUCUUCAAAUUUUCGUACAUUGUUAAACUUUCCUUGACUUAAACUUAUGAAUACUCUGAUAAAAUUUUUUGGGGAAUUAUGAAUUUUCAUGAUAAUUAUUUUACACUU
Trichogramma pretiosum is the source of this 2125-nucleotide messenger RNA. Its product is annotated as NF-kappa-B inhibitor cactus-like. The record is from RefSeq and is a predicted model, not a curated record. Bases 191 to 1309 code for a protein of 372 amino acids. The transcript has 3 exons. Gene Ontology annotation, molecular function: protein binding. NCBI's taxonomy places the organism in Eukaryota, Metazoa, Arthropoda, Insecta, Hymenoptera, Trichogrammatidae.